AUGGUACGUCCGUUUACACACAGCCUGCCGGCACGCGCACUCAUUCUUCUGUUUCAUCCCCAGGAGAUAGAUCAGAGGGUUGACAAUGGUCGCUCCCCAGAGCCUGACCCCGGUAGUGAUGUACCCACUGGCAAUGCACAACCUCUUAUCCCCAACAAUCCGUGUCCCCUGCGUCGCUUCCGCGUUACGGUUGAAGAAGUGGUGGAUGAGGAUGAGGAUGAGGGCGGUGAGGACGACGACGCCCCAGACCCUGGCAGCGACUUUGACCGUGAGCAAAAUGAACAGGCUCCUCGUGAACCGUCUGCAUCACCCGAGCCCGAGCUGCCCGAACAUGAGGUCCCCUUGGGCACACCAGAACCGGAACCCGUCAUCGACAAUCCCAUCAAGCCUGUGCUGAAGGAUCUCCAGCUGAACAUGGAGUUCAUUGAGCUCCUGAAGACCGCCAGCCUGGCAGACAGCGGCCUCGAUCCUGAUGUCCUCCACCGUAUCCUGAACCCGCCUCAGUACCCUCUCGAGAUUGACGAUCCUGAUGUCCUGUACUCCAUCGAUCUCUUCUUUGCUACACUCAACGCGUCUGAAGAGACCUACGAGGAUGCACGACAGGCGUAUAUUCGCCGCCACCCUCACGACAAGGACAAGAUUCUCUCGUAUCACAAUGUCCGCAAGAAAAUCGAGGAGCUAAGCGGUGUCGUCCCGCACAUUGAACAUCAAUGUAUCAGAUCGUGUAUGGCAUACACCGGACCUCUGAAGCUGCUGAAGGAGUGUCCGCAUUGCAAGACCCCACGGUACAAGCCCUCGACGAGCGGCAAGGAGGUCCCACGCCAAGAGUUCUUCACUAUACUUCUCGGUUUCCAGCUGAAUGCUCUGCGGCGAUCCAAGGAAGGGGCUACCGCUUCUCGCUAUCUCUGGGAGGCUACAAAGCGCACUUUGGCCGAGCUAGGCAUCUCAGACGGCGUGAUCCAAGUCUUCGAGGAUCUGUGCCAUUCAGAGGAGUACCUUGAGGCUGUCGACGACAAACGCAUCGGGCCUCAUGACUCCGUCCUCCAGCUCUCUAUCGACGGCGCCCAGCUUUAUGAGAAGAAGCAGUCUGACUGCUGGAUCUAUAUCUGGGUGCUCUACACGCUGGACCCGAAGACACGCUACAAGAAGGCCCAUAUACUACCAGGAGGUAUCAUCCGCGGUCCUGAGAAACCGAAGAAUCUCGAGUCCUUUCUAUUCCCUGGGUUAUACCACCUCUCUGCGCUGAUGAACGACGGUCUGCCCUUCUGGGAUGCUGUAGACAACAAGGUCUAUGUCGACCACCCGUUCUUGGCCUGGGUCACCGCCGACGGUCCAGCAAUGGCCCAAAUGAACGGCCUUGUCGGCCACCACGGAGCUCGUGCUUGCCGCCUAUGGUGUCCCAUGCCCGGGAGACGGAAGGAAGGUUGUCCCCACUACUAUCCAGUGCUCCUGAAGCCCAACGCAUACACGGUCGACGGCUGCGACCACGCCGACAUACCAAGCCAUGCCCUGCCACGUCCCGACAUCGAAGAAUAUCAGGAUGCGCUUCGGAAGGUGUGCGAAUCCCGUACAAACGCCGAGUACGAGCGAAAUCGCAAGAAGUAUGGCAUAGUCAAGCCGUCGCUUUUCAGUGGCCUCCCACGCAUCUUUGCUCUGCCGCACUGCUUUCCUCUGGACAUCAUGCAUCUCGGGGCUCUGAACAUACCUGAUCUAUAUCUCAGUCUGUGGCGUGGUACUAUGGAUGGGAACCCUGACGACAAGAAGACUUGGGACUUUGCUAUCUUUGCUGGGAAAACUGAGGGCGCCGAUCGCUGGAAAUUCCAUGGCGAAGAGGUUGUGCUCUCUAACCCCUUCCUUCCUGGCUCAUUCGAUCGCCCUCCUCGGAACAUUGCUGAGAAGAUUAGCAGUGGCUACAAGGCCUGGGAGUUCCUCACCUACUUCUAUAACCUCAGUCCUGCAUAUCUCCGACACGUCUUGCCCCGGAAGUACUGGCUUCAGCACUGCAAAAGUGUCUCUGGGUUCCUACUUGUCCACGGCUGGUCUGUGCGUGCGGAGGACAUCCAGCAGGCCCAUGUACUCCUCAAUGAGGCGGCGAUUGAGUUCGAGGAAAUCUACUGUCAGCGCCAGGCGGACCGGCUCCACUUUGUUCGCCCUUGCCUGCACACCUCGGGGCAUGCCGCAGAGGAGAUCCCGCGCACUGGUCCUCUCUCUACCAACUCACAGUGGGUCAUCGAGCGCGCAAUUGGCGACUUCGGCGGUGAGAUACGCCAACAUUCCAAUCCCUACGCCAAUCUCUCACAACGUGCCGUCAUCCGCUCACAAAUCAAUGCGCUCCGAGCCAUGCUACCAAAUGUGUUCAAGUCGGACCUUGGCACUGCGCACAACAAGCUCCCGCGAGGCUCUAUCAACCUGGGCGAUGGCUAUGCACUCCUGCGUGCUCGUGCGCGUACCGCCUACCAUGUUCCUCCGGCUGAGGCCGAAGCCUUCACAUCAUUCCUGACCAAGGAGGGCGUGCUGGGCGUGGGCGAAACCUUUACUGACAAGGUACGCAAGUGGGCGCGCGUCCGUCUUCCGAACACGCAGAUUGCACGGUCUGCCUGGAAGGAGACCCUCAAGCCCCUGAACAAGCUGCGCAUGUCGCGCAAUGUGAAGGUAUGGUGGACCGUAACCAUAUACCUCAGCAGUACUAAUAUUGCAUAUCAGUUCUGCGAUGGACAGGUCCCCUCGAUUGGCGAAGUGCAAUACUUCUGCCAGAUCGACGUUGGCGAGGAUACCCGCACGGUUGCACUCGUGUCUGUUUGGGGCUCUCCGGAUGCAGCACUCUUGCAGGACUCCUACGGCGCUGUAUACAUGUCGAAGUACCGAGGAGACGCGGCUCUGCGAGUCAUCGACGUGACUGCAAUCACCUCGGUGGUCGCCAUGGUGCCCGAUGUGCAUCGCCCUCGGACGGAUGCAACACCACAGCUGAUCUUGGAUGACGCCUACUUCCUGGCAGAACGGGUGGGGCUGGAUGUGAUGAGAUUGGGGCGAGACACUCUCGAAGUGAUAACUGAAGAGUAA
Trametes versicolor FP-101664 SS1 is the source of this 3060-nucleotide messenger RNA. RefSeq lists its product as uncharacterized. The record is from RefSeq and is a predicted model, not a curated record. The transcript has a single exon. Lineage: Eukaryota; Fungi; Basidiomycota; Agaricomycetes; Polyporales; Polyporaceae. The coding region runs from base 1 to 3060 and encodes 1019 amino acids.